UCGCUCUGCCUUGUCCCCUCGCCGCUUCCAAGGAGGGCGGUUUCUGGUGACUCCCCGACGCCGCUGCUGGCGACCUGCAGCCCCCGUCCUUUUGCUGCUGCUGCUGCCGCGAGUCCCCGGAGCCGAAGGAUGCAGUUCCGUGUCUUCUCUUUUGCCUUGAUCAUCCUGAACUGUAUGGAUUACAGUCACUGCCAAGGCGGCCGCUGGAGACGCAGCAGGAGAGCCAACUAUGGACCAAAUCCAAUUUGCAAAGGCUGUUUGUCUUGCUCAAAGGACAAUGGAUGCAUCAGAUGUCAGCAUAAGUUGUUCUUCUUUCUCCGAAGGGAAGGAAUGAGGCAAUAUGGGGAAUGCUUGAAUUCCUGCCCGCCAGGGUACUACGGUCUGCGAGCCCCAGACAUGAACAGAUGUUCAAGAUGCAGAAUAGAGAACUGUGAUUCUUGCUUCAGUCGAGAUUUUUGCACAAAGUGCAAGCCUGGGUUUUAUCUCUACCGGGGUCGUUGCUUUGGAGAAUGUCCUGAUGGCUUUGCACCUUUGGAGGAGACCAUGGAAUGUGUGGAAGGCUGUGAAGUGGGCCCUUGGAGUGAAUGGGGGACGUGCAGCAGAAAUAACAAGACCUGCGGAUUUAAGUGGGGCUUGGAAACACGGACGAGGCAAAUUGUGAAAAAGCCAGCAAAAGACACAAUACCCUGCCCAACCAUUGCAGAGUCCAGAAGAUGCAAAAUGGCCCUGAGGCACUGUCCAGGAGGAAAGAGGACUCCGAAGAUAAAAGACAAGAAGAAGAAGAAAAAGAAUUUAAUGGAGCGAGCACAGAAGCAGCACAGCCUCCUCUUAGCUACAGACCGAGCUGGCCAGUAAAGACUUGGGUCAUGUGUUUUCCGUUGUUCUUUUUUUCUUUUUUCUUUUUUUGUUUUUGCAAAAUGCACAGAAGCUGCUAAAUGCUCCUGCACACUGAUGCACUGCAAUUCAGCUGCCUGCUUUGACAGUAUUGGUUGCAAAUAACAUGUGGAGGAAAAGAGGAGAGAGAGAGAAUAUGUCCACAAGCUUGUUUGUAUGUGUGUUAUUUAUACUUUUGUUGUCGUCGUUAUUGCCGUCGUCGUUGGUUCUCCCCCCCCCCCCAAAAAAAAACCCUGGAGACUCCAGGGACAGAACAAGCGCACUGAGUUGAAUCAGUGGAUGUGUGUGUGUCCAAAAAGCUCUUCUUUUUGUUUCGUUUUCUGUUUUGACUUCAGUCGGUGCCUGCAAGAUGGAGGCAGCCAGCGUCUUGGCAUGGAAUGUUGCAGCAGGAGCUUCGGGCUGCAAAUCAUCGCUGGGUGAUGACGGACUUGUGCAUAUUUAUAUAAGGAAAGGAACUCGGGGGAGUUUAGCAUUGCAUAUAUAUGUCCUCUCGUUUCUCAUCUUGUACAUUUUUCAAGAGUAAAUAACACUAAGCAGAUAUUCGUAGAUAAUGUACUUUUUGUCCUCAGCACCUGUUAUAUUGGAACGGUUGUAUAGUCAAACUGCUCUCGACUGAUAUAUCACAGGAGUUGCUGCUUAGUAUUUCUGGAGCAUAGCAGUUCCCAUGUGUACAUAUUAUGCUGUCUACGUAUAAAUAAACCUAUUUACAAUACGCCUGUGUCUGUUUUUCUGUAUAUGCAAGUCAUUACUCAUCUUCAGGGUUCGGUCACUUUGGUUCCAGUUAGGGAUUGGGUGGGGUGGUGGAAUGUGAACCUAACCAAAUUUGCAGUUCCUGAA
Molecule: messenger RNA, 1731 nt
Organism: Zootoca vivipara (common lizard)
Lineage: Eukaryota; Metazoa; Chordata; Lepidosauria; Squamata; Lacertidae
Gene: RSPO2
Product: R-spondin 2
Source: RefSeq, a predicted model, not a curated record